This is a messenger RNA of Ichthyophthirius multifiliis, 1284 nucleotides long. Its product is annotated as tubulin-tyrosine ligase family protein, putative. Gene Ontology annotation, biological process: protein modification process. The transcript is spliced from 2 exons. Lineage: Eukaryota; Ciliophora; Oligohymenophorea; Hymenostomatida. The record is from RefSeq and is a predicted model, not a curated record.
AUGCAAGAUGAGUACAAGCAUUCCGGAUAAACUUUUAGAGAAACCGAAUUUAGCGAAAAUACGAAAAAAGUAGUCAUAAGAAAGGGAAAUACAUCCAAUAUGAUAUUGAAUUAUUUUAAAUCAAGGCAAGAUUUUGAAAUAAUAUAAUUUAAUACUCCCUAUUCUGACCAAUAUGAUUUCAAAUGGACUGAUUUCAGUUAUUAAUAGAACUAUUUAAACUUCCAAGAAAAUAAAUAAAUUAUAAAUCAUAUCCCUAAUAUACGAAAUUUACUUUCAUAUAAAGACUCUUAUGUUAUAACUUUAAAACUAUUCGAUAUUUAAAGCUAAAAUAUAUAUAAAAUAAAAUCUAAAGACUUCCAUUUUGAAACCUAUAUUUUUAAUUUAACUAAUCCAUAAAUAAAUUAAAAUGAAAAAUUCUUUUUUGAUAAUAUAAAUUCAGGGUAUUGGCUUGCAAAAGACCCAAACGGAUCUUUAGGCAUUAAAUUAUUCAAAAAUGUUACUGAAAUAAAAGAAAAUAUAAAAUAUAUUAAAUAGAAUUUAGUCUAGUUAUUAAUUUAAGCCAAAACAAGGGAACAGAAGUAAAAUUUAGCAAUGUUUUAAGUCAUAUAAAGGUAUUUAGAAAACCCUUUAUUAAUUGAUGGGAAAAAAAAUGACAUAAGAAGCUAUAUUUUGAUACCUUCUAUAAAUCCCUUUGUGGUUUUAUAUUAAAAUGGCUUCGUGAGGAAAUGUAUAAGCAAUUAUACUAAAGAAUUCACUAGUUUUGAAGGAGAUGAGGCAUAUAAACAUUUAACAAAUCGUAUAUUUUAAAAAAAACAUAAAUAAUACGAAACUGAAAGUAACUAAUUAAUGAUCACAAUCGAAUAAUUUGAAUAAUAUCUAUAAUAAAAAAUGAAUAUUAGUCCUUUAGAAAUAUCAAAAAUGUGGAAUAAAUGUAAAAAAGCGGCUUUAUACAGCAUUUUAUCAGCAAAAGAUAAACUUGGCAAAAAAAAAGGAUAUUUUCAACUUUUGGGUAUAGAUUUAAUUUUCGAUGAUAAAUUAAAUGCUUUUUUAAUUGAAUUCAAUACAAGUGCAGGUCUUUUUAUGGAAUUAUAAACACAUUUUAAAGUCAUACCUUAGUUAGUUUAGAGUACUUUAGAUAUUAUAUUAGAAAGUCAUGAUAAAAAUGUUGAUUUAUGGGAUUAUUGGAGAUUACCUAAGUUUAGGUAAUUAGGAAAUUGGGAAGUUAUUUAUAAUGAGGCAAAUGAGUAUAAUUUUUUAUAUGAAAGUGAAAAAAAAGAUAUAUGA